AUGUCCUCCAAUGAUCGCCGCGCCGGCCACAUGAGCGCUCCUCGACCCCGCGUUGCCUCCAAUCGCGUCGAUGCCGAUAGGCCUAGUCGCGGCGCCGCCUCGCCGCUCCAAGACAACAUGGACCCGAUGCGCACGAGUAGCUCGAGUCAGAAACACAGAGCUUCCCGAGACCAGAAGAAUAUGUCUGAGAAACGUACGGAGCGUACUGUGAUCACAACAAGGGAAAAGGCGGUGCGGAGGAAUCCCGUCAAGGAGUUCAACGUCAACUUCAACGUCUCAGAAUGGGAGAAUCCAAAGGCCAGGAAGUCCAGCAAAGCAGAUGGCGCGAGCCCCAGUGGUAAGAAGAGGGAACCCGUCCCGGAAAAUGCACCAUGGAAUCCACACGCAUCUCUGAUUCCUCACUCGACGGCUCCGCUCGCCUGUAGAGUAUCCGUUCCUCCGGCCGCCUCAGCGGCGCCGCCCUCACUCCAUCCCCGACCAUUUCGAGACCUAUCGUCUGACGCACAAGAAGCGGCAAUCCUGGAGGAUCUGCUUUUCGUCUUCAUGGGCUUCGAAGGCCAGUACAUCCACUAUCACAACUCGUUCGACCCAUCAGCCGAGAAAGACCGCUUGACAGGCCCGAUAUUCCAGUUCGCACCGGGCUUGGAUCCUACCCUGCGGGAUCUCACACAGUCCAUGUUGAGGAUGGCGACUCAUUACAGCGCCAUGGAGGCUUUUGUUGAGAUCCAGAGUCGCGCCGAGUAUGGAGCUGUUAGCCAUGCACUCUGCGCAGCUAUUCGGAAACUCCUCAAAGAUUACCUGAUUCUUAUCGCUCAGCUGGAAGGCCAACUGCUAAACAAUCCCACCUUUACCCUCCACCAACUUCACCUCCAUACGAUGCCAACCAGUCAAUGUCUCGCUCAGCUGUAUUCUUUGGGCCAGGAGCUCCUCCGUCGCAAUGGUCUCCUGGAUCAAGACCUUGAUGAGUCCAUGGAGGAUUUUGGCGACGUUGAUAACAUUCUCGAGCAACUAAAGGAAGGAGGCGACCUAGUUCCGGGCGCUAUGGCUAGCAAGAAAAUUUGCAAGGGCGGCAAUAUUUUGAGGCUUCUGACGGACCGCUUAGCGACGUUCUCUGGUGAUCCAACCACCAAGACUCUGAUUCAGUCAUUGCUACGCGACGCCAGUCGACCGUACAUGAACAUGCUGAAUGAAUGGCUGCAUCACGGCGGCAUCAAGGAUCCUCAUGGCGAGUUCCUGGUGAAGGAGCAAAGGUGGAUCAAACGAGAGAAGCUCGAAGAAGACUACACCGACGAAUACUGGGAGAAACGCUAUACGAUCCGCGAUAAAGAAGUCCCACCACAGCUCGAUAGCGUUCGAGAUAAAGUGCUUCUGGCAGGCAAAUAUCUCAACGUGGUACGAGAGUGCGGUGGCGUCGAUAUCAGUAAAGCUGUUCAGGAUGUCCCCAAGACCCUCGACGAUCCACGCUUCCUGGACAACGUUAACGCAGCAUACACCUACGCCAAUGCCUCCUUACUCAACCUUCUCCUAACGAAAAACUCUCUUACAACUCGAUUCCGCUCCCUCAAACAUUACUUCUUCCUUGACCGCUCCGAUUUCUUUUCCUAUUUCCUCGAGCUUAGCGCAUCAGAGUUGCGCAAGCAUGCACGGAAUGUGAACGAGGGCAAGCUCCAGUCACUGCUUGAUAUCGUGCUCCGCCAGCCAGGCAGUAUCGCUGCCCAAGACCCAUUCAAAGAGGAUGUCAAAGUGCGAAUGAACAAGAUCGGUCUCACAAAGUGGCUGAUGGAGGUCGUGAGUGUCUCUGGUAUGGACCAGGAGAAUCCGCAGGCGUCGGUUGAAAAGCAACAAACCUCUGCCGCUCAGACUGCCGACGACGACAAGGAUAUUUUGGGAUUCGACGCACUGGAGCUGGACUACUCAGUGCCGUUCCCACUGUCUCUCGUCAUCAGCCGCAAGACGGUCUUGAGAUAUCAACUUAUUUUCCGACACUUGCUGUCACUCCGCCACCUGGAGACGCUGCUGGUCGCGUCCUGGGCCGACCAUAACAAGGUGACCAGCUGGCGGCAUAAGUCAUCGGACCGCAGGCUGGAGACGUGGAAGCGGCGGGGAUGGAAUCUGCGAGCCAAGAUGCUCGUAUUCGUGCAGCAGCUUCUAUACUUUUGCACGGCCGAAGUCGUGGAGCCGAACUGGGUGGGCCUAAUGGACCGAAUUAAUGAAGCGAGCGCGAAUGGGACUGAAGUGACCGUGAACGGUACGAAGCAGGCUAACCGCACUGUGGAUGAGCUUAUGCAGGACCAUGUGGAUUUCUUGGAUACUUGCCUCAAGGAGUGCAUGCUGACCCAGGCCAAGCUGCUCAAGAUCCAUUCCAAGCUGAUGACUUGCUGCACCAUGUUCGCACAGUGGACCUCGCACACUCUUUCACGGGCUCUGAUUUCAGCCGACCCAGAUCUGGCAGGCGACAAGGCUUUCGAGGGUGACCCGAGGGCCUAUCCCUAUGACCCAGCGCGUAUGGGCAAGCUUGAGGAUACUCUCAAGCGGUAUGAGGAUCACUUCAACCGCCACCUGCGGAUUCUGAUGGACAGCCUGAACUACUUCGCCGCAACUGAGAGUGUUGUAUUGUUGAAAUUAGCACAUUCCCUGAGCUCGAUCAGCAAGGAAGAUUGAGAAGUGACGCGAGAC
Messenger RNA from Penicillium cinerascens, 2676 nucleotides. RefSeq names its product gamma-tubulin-complex subunit SPC97. Gene Ontology annotation, molecular function: microtubule minus-end binding; gamma-tubulin binding. Gene Ontology annotation, cellular component: spindle pole; gamma-tubulin small complex; equatorial microtubule organizing center. Bases 1 to 2661 code for a protein of 886 amino acids. The record is from RefSeq and is a predicted model, not a curated record. Gene Ontology annotation, biological process: microtubule nucleation; meiotic cell cycle; spindle assembly. The transcript is spliced from 4 exons. NCBI's taxonomy places the organism in Eukaryota, Fungi, Ascomycota, Eurotiomycetes, Eurotiales, Aspergillaceae.